Messenger RNA from Columba livia (rock pigeon), 5800 nucleotides. It is a transcript of the gene RPH3AL, whose product is annotated as rabphilin 3A like (without C2 domains). NCBI's taxonomy places the organism in Eukaryota, Metazoa, Chordata, Aves, Columbiformes, Columbidae. The record is from RefSeq and is a predicted model, not a curated record. The transcript has 8 exons. Gene Ontology annotation, biological process: intracellular protein transport. Gene Ontology annotation, molecular function: small GTPase binding. Bases 2047 to 3039 code for a protein of 330 amino acids.
AGCCUGACUGCAAGAGAGGGAUGUUCCACCACCGCCCUGGCUGGCGUGGCUUUGCUAUCUUGGUGUUUCUGAUUAGGCUGAUUCCACUGUACUUCUUGUCCUGUACAGAGAUAAGAGGGAGGAUGCUUCAUGCCUUCCAGAUACUGGUGGCAUUUCUCUGGCAUCGUUCCCGUGGCCAUGCAAGAUAUUCCUUUCCCUCCAGUCCUGCUAGUGCUCCUGUUUCUGUCCCAGCAGACCGUGUACUGCAGUCCCAUGUCAUUCUUCUUUCCUUUUACGAGGUAGUUGUGUCAAACCACACCAGGGUUUUUUCAGAGGAAAGGUGCAAAACCCUCUGCAAUGCUGGUUUACAUCAGAGGGAGCAGCAGACAACCAGUGCUGCUGGAAGAAAAUGCUCCUAUAAAUGUUUUAGGGAAUAAUCCAUCAGAAAACCAUUUUGGGAUAUGAUGGAUCUCUAGGCUGCGUUUUGUUUUCCUUCUGUCUUGGCAGAUGCUACUCAGGCAAUGGUGGAGAACAGAAAGCGUAUGCUGAGUAACAAGAGGCAAAAGAGCAUGACACUGCUUGUUUUUGUUCAGUCACGCUGAGAAAAGCGCAGUGUGGUAGGAGGCUGGAGAAUGUGUUCAGGUCUCUCCUGAGAAAAACGCUCAACUGAUGUGCUCUAUUCUGACUUGCCUUCAGCUCUGUUAGAGCAGAUAAAGCUCUGCAGAGGGGGGGCAGAUGUAUUCAGUGCUUCCUUCCACGCUGAAAGCACAGCUGCUGGCAGAGCAAACUCCUCUGCCCUGACCGUGGUAUGGGGCUCAUCUCCAGUUCUGGCUUUUAUGCUAAACAUGGCACAGCUGCCAAGCGCCCGUCGUGUCGGUGCGGCUGUGUGCGUUCAGCCGCGCCAGUGGACGCGGAGUGUGUGGGCUGUGCUGCUCUUCAGGUGUGCGUGAGUGGGAGGGAAGAGUACGUGGUAUAUCUCCAGAGUAAUUUAAUAUAUGCAUUUGUGUGGGGAGGUACAUGUGCGUAUAAUUCUGUUAACAACACAUCACAGGCUUGGAAAAUCUCUGGAAAAUCCAAGGUUAGCAAUUCUGCGUGAAACUGUAGCUUCUUCUCUGUUUCUAACGCUGGCCUGGGGGCGGGAGCCUCCGUAUUCUUUUGCUGUUAAUUCUUGAUUGGUCCCCUGUGAGUGAGCUGCUGUGGGAUGUGUGUGGGGACUGCGUUAUCUCUUUGCUUGAGAUCGUGAAGAAGACGAAAAGUGCAGGUAUUCUGGGACAGAAUGGAAAUGCAAACCCACAGCUUGUGUGGUACUGAGCAGAGCAGGGAAAGUAGUUGGUAAACUGAAGAUGCUAGGGUACAUGCGUUUCUUCCAAGCAUGAUCCCUUUCAAAAAUUAUCACCUUAACUAAUGUAGUAAAAGUUUAAAAAAUGGUGUGUGACACUUCUGUCUGUCCUGCCUGUCUCAACUCUGUGCUGAACCUUCCUUGCAGCCUCCCAUCUCCGUGCCUCCCUUUGCUGUAUGCUCAGACUGUGCUGCUGAGCGUUGUGGUGAAUUGUUAGAGCCUUCACCCUUUCUAUACAUCUGUCCUUCUGCACUGAAAGAAAUCUGUGCUUUGUGUGGAAUUCCUCCUCUUCUCUCCUACCUGUUGUGUAAGUGCUGAGUUUUCAGACUCUCCAGAAACUGGAUGGUCAGAGAGGAGGGAACUGAUUCAUUGCUUGUCACCGUUGUGGCUCUCAAGGCUGGCGUGGGGUUUGGCAGGAGACAGCUGCCAGUUCUCCGACACAGGUUAGUGUUUUCCUAUGGGAGGGUGUCUGUGACACGUGAGCUCAGCCUAGGGAGAGAGGGUGGAUUUGCGCAAGCUGAACGCCUGCCUAAGAGGCCAAGGCCGCGCAGCCCGCGAUGCCGCUGUGCCUGGCACAGCAGCAGCAAGCUCGGUGUGGCAGCCACAGAUAGCGAGCUCGGUGCGGCACGCUGGACCGCGGCACUGCUGGGGUGAGCGUGCUGCGGGCUGAGACUGGAACGCAUGUUUUCUUGGGAACUGCUGCACGGUUUGCAGGUGAUAUACCCUGCAUGCUGUUGUACCUGAUUGGUGUUUGCCAAACAGCAUUAAACACCUUAUCUCUGCCCAGCAGGUGUGGUUUCAAAGCCGGCAAGUGUCUCUUCUGGGGAAGGUGUGAUCCUGCAGCUCGUCCCCAGCCUGGUGCCAUGGCCGACACGAUUUUCAGCAGCGGGACGGGACAGUGGGUAUGUCCCAACGACCGGCAGCUCGCGCUUCGUGCCAAGCUCCAGACGGGUUGGUCAGUGCACACAUUCCAGACUGAGAAGCAGAGGAAGAUGCAGGCUCUGAGCCCACAGGAACUUGAGGUCAUUCUGGAAGUCAUCCGCAAGGCAGAGAGGUUGGACAUCAUUGAGCAGCAGCGCAUCGGGCGCCUGGUGGAGCGGCUGGAGAACAUGAGGAAGAACACGAUGGGGAACGGCCUCUCCCAGUGUCUGCUCUGCGGCGAACUGCUUGGGCUGCUGGGCAGCACCUCGGUCUUUUGUCAGGAUUGCAAAAAGGUUUGGAAGAGAUCUGGUGCAUGGUUCUACAAAGGGCUGCCCAAGUAUAUCAAGCCUUUGAAGAGCAGUGGCAAAUCCAGUGAGCCGCCUUCACAGCCGUGGCAAAGCGAGCCAGCCGUGCCGGAGGCAGAGAGCGUGGGGACCAGCCGAUCCUUCACCUGGGCCAGGGGAAAAGUGGUUUCUAGCGACAGCGAGAGUGACUCGGAGUUCAGUUCCUCCAGCCUGGACGACAAGUCGUUACCUGCCGGGUCAAGAGGCUCACAAGGCAGAAAGCACCGACCAGGACUGGCACCCAUCAGGGAGCCCAGCCCAGCCGUGGGCAGCAUGCUGGGGAGCACCCACUCCCCAACACUCUCGGGGAGCCGCAGCAGCCUGGGCAGCGAGCAGGGGGCUGCCCCCAGUGCCAUGGAGAGCUGCCAGAGCAACCAGCCAGCAGAUGGGCGCAACAGCGAUGCUGUCAGCAGGGCCCCUGGCAAACGGUCCGUCCACACCAGAACACGAUGCUGAUGAAGGUGAAGAUGGAGCUGCUUUGCGUGGAUCCACCAUUCGCCCCUUGCCCACUCCUCCAGACCUCACUCCGGAUGGCAGUUGCUGCUGGUGGUGACUUUAUGGUGCCGGCUCUUGCACAGGCGUCAGCAAUACGAUGGCACCUGGGAAAGCACCUGCCAGUCCUCCUUGCCUCGCUGACCUGCUCUAUGGUUUGGUCUGGUCUCCCCUUCUGACUGACACACACUUUGGGGUGCUGCUCGGAGAGGGGUGCCGUGCUGUGCGGUGCUGCCGUGUGGUCCAGAGCCGUGUUUGGGAAAAGGGGCACACAAAGUGCUCACGGGAGCUGCAGAAAGGUGCAUCACCUCUGCUCUUUCUGGCUUGCCCAGCCCAGCGCUGCAUUCAGCUCCUGGCUUUGCUGUCCUCAGGAGAAAGGGAAAUUCACCCCAAUGCCCCUGAAGUGGGGUGUGAGGAGACCACAGCCCUUCUGCUCCUUCUCAGUCCAGGGAUGUCUUUCCCUCUGGGAAUCCCAAGGGUGACACCAGGGCUUCGAUUUGCACUUGAUGCCCAGGGUGCCACCUCUUGUGUUUCUUGUCAUCGUCGUUCUGGUUUGAGUUGGUGUGUGUUUGCUGGUGACAUCCCAAACAAGCUGGUGAAGUUGUCUUCACAUUCACUUCCCUGUCUGCUCAGGGAGACACUUGAGUUCAUGAAGAAACUCUCAAAGAAGUUUGCUAUGCAUUUUUCAGUGUCCUGGCUCUGUGUGUGUCCUGUGGUGAGUGUGAUGCUUUGGCAGGGGGGUCAUGGGGACUGUGUGUGCUGCAGCUCCUGAGAACACCCACCACCCCACAGCCCGGCCACCUGCCUUUGCGUACCCAAAUUCGAUAACAGCUUUCAAAUUCCUUUACCUUGUUAAGCUGUGCAGAUUUCUUCUCCCACAUACACACCUUGGCAGCUCUUGCAUGAGCAGGGGCCUUUGGUGUCAUCGUGAGUCAGGCCAUAGAAAGCCGUGUGCCCCGGUCCUGCUUAUUCUCUGGGAUGGUCAGUUUUCUCAUCUGUCAGGCCUUGGAGGGAAAAUGGAAUUACUUGACAUAUCUAGAGCCAUUAAAUCUUUGAAGGCCUGAACAAAACCCACACUAGGCAAGUAGGAGUCUCUGGAUUUUUAUUAAAUGCUUUGGAUUUGACCCGUCUUUUACUGAAAAAAACAAAGGAUUUCAAAAAGUUCCCCCUGAAAUCAUAGCUUUAAAGGCAAUUUGUGUCUGUUAAUGUCAGCCUUUUCCCUUGGUUAUUACUCUUUUGUUCUGUUCUUUGCUGCUGGGCGCUUUGUGUGCAUGUAGUAUAUACUCUUACAAAUGGCUGCAGUAUGAAGAUAAAUGAGAUUGGGUGCUGGAACGCCCUAACAGGAGAUCGGAAAUCAAUCUUUGGCUUUUUUUCUAAAUGAACAUGGUCCAACAGAGGACCGUUCCCUUACUGCUGUUCCAUCUAACAUGCUGUGGCCGGUUGCUGGGAAAAUCCUUCUAGCUCUUCCUCCGUGAUCUGUUUCUGCCCUUUUAAAAAGGAAAAUGAAACCUGUGGAUGACGUGGACUCUUUGAGAUGGCAUGAAGAGGAACCGCUCAACGUGAGCUUCACAACAUCAAUGGUGGAGAGAGCAAGGGAUGAAGGUGUUCUCCACUGCGGGAUACUUUAUGUCAUGGUCUGUGCCUGGCCAUUGAUACUCCACCAGCUGCAUUUCUGAAAGGGGAGAUGCCAAAAUUAUUAGCUGCUUCUGGACAAGUAAAUCCAGAAGUCGGCUUUUGCUGAAAUACCGGUAUGAUUUCAGAGCUGAAGUCAUGCUGUUUCUUCUGAGAGCUGUAGGGUCUUCAAUUUCAGAAGUGUUUUUCCACCAAAAGAAGUCCUGUCUUGCCUUGGAGCUCUUGACAGCCCUACUGAGGCUGCCUUGCUCACACUGUCAUUACCGCAGUGCCUCAGACAGCCUGGCCUGCCAGCCUGAGUUAAUGCCUUAGAAGAAGGAAAAGGAAAAAAGACGCUUAAGAAAUGACUCAAUUUCCUUUAAACCUGUUACUUUCCCAUCAAAAACUCUAUGCCGAGUUGGAAAGAGUUUUUAAAAUUGAGCAUGGCAUUUCUAACUCUUCUUGAUUUUCUUGUGCUUCAUUCCAGGGCAGGUCAGGCGUGUUUUCCCCCCACCUCGUGUCCCAGGGCUGUGGAUUGUCAGCUCUGCGCAGGGACCUGGUCAUGCCUGCUGGCUUACUGUGCCCCUUUGAGGCAUGAAUUUGGUUUUUAACUGAGACUAGGUUUUGUAACACACUCUCAGAGAUAAAUGUGGGACUGCCUUUGUACCAGUGAGACUGGAAACUUUUCUUUUUUACCUCUGUAUUUCACCUCCAUGGAGUAAUUCCACCUGGGUUCGAACCAGAACUGUUCAGUCAUCUGUGGAAAGAGUCCUCUUGGAUCUAGCCCAGGAGAAUGUGAUGUAGUCAUGUUUGAAUGGGAUAGAGGAACAUCCUCAGCUCUGUGCACAUUUUUUCUGUUAAAGAUCGCUUUCCCCUUUGUUGCAUCUCUCUUGGUUGUGUUUUGUAGCUUUGGGUGGAAUAUUAUCCAAAACUUGUACCCCUUGACUGCCUUUUGAGGUGGCUCAAGGUGCACAAGAAGGUCUCAGUGUAUGGUGUUCAGUCUGCUCUGGUCGUUUGUGUUUCUUUUAUUAUUUUGUUGUUCUUGUCUCCAUCCCUUAUAACUUUUAUGUAGUGUUUUACUACUGGAAACAAUAAAGCUUUGGCUCAGAAACAA